AUGUACCGACUUCUCACCGUUGUUUCGGCCCUUGCGCUGGCGGGAGCUGCUUCUGCGCAGACCUCCAUCGAUCCCAACUCGGUACCGCUCUCGACCCGAGAAUCAUGGUGUUCAUCGGAGACGUCGACAUGUCCGCUUCUUUGUCUGCAAAUUUCAAAUUCGUCAGACACUGAGGAAAACAACUGUCAAGCCGAUGCUCUGACCUACUCGUGUGUCUGCUCGAAUGGCGCUUCGCCAAACGCUUCCCAAUAUUCCCUGACUCUACCUUACUUCAUCUGCACUGAAUGGGGCAACCAGUGCGUCAAUAACUGUGGUGGAAACUCCCAAUGCCAGAGCGACUGUCGCACCCAGCACCCAUGUGGUGCACAGGAUCCGAAGCGUGUGAACAUCACAACAACUUCCUCGAGCGCCGCUGCUUCCAAGACAUCGAACGCUGCCAUGGACACAGGAACCGGCCUGGGUGGCCCUGCCGCCACGACCACGGCUGCAAGCGGCCACUCCAAACAUGACAGUGGUGCUGCCAUUCUGAAGAUUGGACAAGCUUAUGGGCUGGGCAUCCUUACCACUGGUAUCGUGGCCGGCUUUGCCCUCCUCCUGUAA
This is a messenger RNA of Xylona heveae TC161, 600 nucleotides long. RefSeq lists its product as hypothetical. The record is from RefSeq and is a predicted model, not a curated record. The transcript has 3 exons. Lineage: Eukaryota; Fungi; Ascomycota; Xylonomycetes; Xylonales; Xylonaceae. The coding region runs from base 1 to 600 and encodes 199 amino acids.